AGUUAUGCAAACAAGUAGUAGGGCUAGGGCUGUAGUCACAGUCAUAGAAAAAGAAAUAGAUGAUCAUAAGGAGUAAAAUUAGAUUUUCACGACAGCUGACGUUGGCGGCUUCAGAAGGCGCAAAAGAUGAGUGGUGUGCAGGUACUACUUCUUUGACCCCUGGUGCAUCAAAAUCGUCAUCCAUUGCAGCGUUUUUUUAUUUCUAUCCUUGUGUCUUUUCAAGACGAAAUAUCUUUCCCCAUCUUCACCAUCGCCAACAUCAGGACACCUCCACCGCUCCACCUGCCGGCUCCAAGAAGCCAAGACUAGCAACAAGCUCGCUCAUCAUGGCACCCAUGUCUGCUCCGCAGAGUCCAAAUGCCAGAUCUGUUGUCUCCAACUCUAGCAGUCGCGGGAGACAACGAGUUAAAGGAAGUUUAAGGGUACAGGCCAAAGGUGUUCCUGUUACCGUUUCUUUUGCCUUUCUGAAAAAGGAAAGGCAUAACGAAUGGGGUAAACGAGCACCAAAAGCCUAAGUACCUCUAAGAAGUAGGCCGAAGAGAACUGCAGGACCCAGAGUGGCUGUGGAGAGCAGACAUGCAGUUAGCAACAUUCGGAAAAGAGGCAGACUUGAUGAGGACUUGAUAGAAGUUUACUCGGAUUACUCAGUAGAAGGUGAAGAUGGCGAAGCGCCACUAGAACAACCAUCCCAAAGCACCAGGCGUCAAGAACAAAGGAGUAAUAAGAGAAUAAGUCUGGCAGAUGAGCUGCUGUUGGCAGGUAUUGUACUUGAUCAAGAUGCUUCUGGGCGAACAGACAAAAGGGGAAUCGAACCAGAGUCAUCCGCCUCUGUUUCACAAGAUUCUACUUCCUCUUCCGGUUUUUAUAAUGAAGCAGAAGGAGUGGAGGUAUCCGAAAAUGAGCAAGAUAAGAGCAGCAGCACUGUUGUAGGGGAAAUCCAAGAUCAUACACAACGUCUCAAUGAAGAAGUUGAAGAAAGCACGGCAAAUAAUUCGCUCUCAGAGCACCUUCCGGUCAGCGUCGAUGAGCCAGCAGAUAACCUAGUUGUACAAACCACUAACAACAACAAUAAUUAUGAGUCUGAACAGAUUCCUAUUUUGGCAGGUAGUCAGACAACCUCACGCUCAUCCUUUGCGGGCGAACUCUAUCCUCCUCCUUCUUCAUCGAAGGAAGUUUCCGUUCAGGAGCAACAAUCUUCGCAAGAGAUAGAGGAGCAACAGCAAGAACAAGAACAAAGACUUUUACUUGUGAACAACUCGAAGAAGGUGAGGACGAAUCCUUUCUCUAUUACAGAGGACGAACAAUCGUCUCCUUCCCCAGCACAAAGAGGUGUACAACCUUCUUCAGCAGCAGGAAGAAAUGUAGUGGCAAGACCUGCUCUAGUAGCACCUCUCGAGCAUGCGACUGACUACUUCUAUCGCUCUGGGGCAGCAGCCACGUUGAGAAAUGGUGUUGCUGCAUUGACAGAUGUAGUCCAGAAGAUGCAGGCGGAUACUUCGGAAGAUGAAACAAGUGAAGGUGAACAUCUUCCAAAUAAAAAUAUCAAGACGCAAUAUAAAAAUAGUGGUGAGCAAGAAGUCCUCCUCGAAGGAGGAGAGCCUGGUGUCGAGGAUGAUCCGUUUCUCUCCUCACAGCACGUUGUUCCAGCAGAAGUGGAUGUGGAUACUAGUCGACAAGUAUUUGCUCCUCUGCAACCCCAGGUCGUCGUGCACAAACACAUCAUGCGUCGAGGAUCGAAGUCUCUAUCUCCUCGAUCUGUGUCAGAGUCAGAGAUCAUGAGCAAGAACAACACACGACGAAACACGACUAGAGAAGGUGGGCAACAAGAACAAGGUUCUGCUAGAAGUAGUCUAGUCGAACAUUUUGACAUCUCUUCAACGCCUGAAGAUGACGGUGAAUUAAGGCUACCGCUGAAGCAUCCUCAACAUUAUCCUUGGCUCUCUUUCUACUUGAAAAGGAAGCCAAGGAUGCUCUCAGGGAUGCGACCGCGGUAGCUCUAAAAAGUGAAGAUGUUGGGAGCAGUCCACCUGUUGUUGAAAAUUAUUAUACCGCUCUACGAAAAACUGGAGCAAUCUCCAUGUCGAUGUCAGCACCUCAAUCUCCUCAGAAAGACGACUUCGUCCUCGCUGCUGCCCGUAGAAAGUCUGCUUACUUGCAACAUCAGAUAGACAAACAAAAACAAUUUGAGAGUCAGUUUGUGGAUGUGACGAGUACGACUUCCCCAGCGCGUCAUCUAGUGCAGCAAACUGCUGAAGCGUUGUCGCCGGCUAAGGACUGGUUGCAGAACAACUUUACCACUUUCACGGAGAAGCUGAAAAACGAACAUGAGCAGGACAUUCAAAAGAUGAAGGAUGGCACGGAAAUGCUGUCUCGUUUUUUCGUAGGGAUAUCUUCCGGAUUAUCAACUGCAGUUCCGUCUUCUGCAUCAGAAGCAGAUGGUGGAAAUGUGCUAGGAUUUUCUUCGAGUAGUUCUUCCUCUUCCUCCGCAGCCGAAAACGAAGAACCUGAAGAAGCCAAAGGUGCUGCAGCUUCUAAAAGUAAAGGGGGGGCUACACGUGGUCUAGACAACGUGGAUAAUUUUGUGCAGGAGUCUGCUUUUCUUGUCAGUGAAAAGAAGCGGCCUCUGCUUGAGAGAAAACUACAACGGGGCAGGGGGGACAAGAACGAGGUUGUACACCAGAGGCACAUGAGACCUCCUGCUCUUGCAAGUGCAUCCUCCUCUGAGUCAGGAUCUCAAGUGCAGCCUUUUGACAUAGAGCAGCAUCUUCAGCCUGCUUCCUCAAAUAGAAGCAGAUCAUCCGAAUCGGCCUCGAUGAGUAUGAGCAGUCGUGGUUCCUCCAAAUUGUCCUCUUCCGUUGCUUCGGCAGCUUCCGGGCGAAGUAGCCCCUCUAGUAGAACAAGCUCGCAGAGAAGCAGAGAUGAUCCCAGAACUCUUGCACUAGUGCAACAAGCGUUGAAAGAGCAAGAUCGUAUGCAGUUAGCAAGAGGAAGCGCAAAAGAGUCGUUGCUGUCUACGAAGAUGUUCAUAGGAGAUGGGGAGGACAAGAAAUUCCAAUCCCAGCACAAGAACAUCCGGCGAACCACCCCCAAACGUGGAACCACCUCAACUUCAGCGCCAGUGCAGAUCGAACUAGCCAACAUCGCACUAGAAAAGCAAGACACACACUUGGAGGAAUUAGACCGCAUCACUGAAAGGCUAGAAAAUCAAGCAUUGAGGAUGCGGGAGGAGUUGCGCUAUGCGACAGAACAAGUGGAGCAUUCGGGAGUCAACGGGUUUUUAGCUGAAGAUCGGGAUGGAACGAGAGUGGGGGAGGGAUCUUAUGGAGGUUCUUGGAUCAAAAUUUCUUGAAAUAAAAUUUCUUUCUUUCUUCUCUCGUCCUUUCUUUUUUUCUUCUUCUAGACUUCUCUUCUUCUUUCUCCUACUCUUCUCUCUCUGCUUUAUCCAGCACUAAACCUUCUUCCAGCACUUUCUUAUCUCACGCUUAAUUAACCGCUAUUUAUUUCAUUCUCGAAUCUCGAUCUCUCUCUGUUUGCUUCACCUGGCAUGCGCUCGAGGAUGUCGUAGACAGCGAAGUAGACAAUGACAAAUUAGAAUGAUAAUAAAAAUAAUCUAAGCUAGGAUCAUCAUCAUGAUGCCUCAGCACUUCAGCUGCAUGAGAGUGGAUCACUUCAGAGUUAGAUGCCUCGCACUCUAAUGCUUUCUUUCCCUCGGGAUGCGCAGUUUUAGUGACCGGAUGAGCAGUUACACAUCUCGGCUGCAGGAGGUGCUGAAUUUGCAAAGCGACAUCGUGACGCUGAAAAGGAUCCUUAUGCUAGCCAUCAUCUUCUUCAUCAUGAGCUGGAUCACACUAGCUGCCUAUCUAUCGCCACGACAAGCAGGAGGAGGAACGUCGAGGGCGUAUUGACUUGGAUUGGGGCUGUUUUUGCUUGGGGACGUCAUCUUUUUUCUCAAAGCUUCGUUCGAAACACCUCAUCUACUGUCUACAUCAGAAGCUUCUUUAUUUUUCUCAUACACAUUAUUUAAGUUACCUCAACUUCAACAACAUACUAACCUAGCUUACUUAGACCAUCAAAAGAUAAUCGACCAUACUCAUACAACGGGAAACACAAGUUAUACUCUGUACUCAGACACAACGAUAUCAUAUUUUCACACGGGAUAAUUAUAAUAUGCCUGACUCUAAUAUGCACAGGGCGGAGUUCAUGAUUAUCGCGCGACUAUUGUCACUAAGAUAGCUCAAUAAAUUACACAGUUGACUCUUCAACAAAACAAGCUCAUUACCUACCAAACUGUAACAUUAACCAGGAGCAUUCCGUAUUCUUCACACGCUUACAUAUUAGAACUCGCACAUGAAAGCAUCCAGUAUAAUCAGCAGAGUCCUCUUAAUCUUCACAUUAUAAUUCCACAACUAUUCCUAGAAACACCGCGAAGUGCACUAGCAUCAAAAGAGAUGAACAAACGCAUCCUUACGCCCAGCGACUGCACGAAAAAUGAGGUUGGUCCAGCAUCCUCCAGUAUAGAAACGAGACUAGUCUGAAAAAUUAUACUCGCGAACGUGCAGCAUGAAGAACGUGUUCCAUCACCUGUAUUUUUGCCCGAGCCUUGAC
Amoebophrya sp. A25 is the source of this 4605-nucleotide messenger RNA. NCBI's taxonomy places the organism in Eukaryota, Dinophyceae, Syndiniales, Amoebophryaceae. The record is from the annotation of a GenBank genome assembly.